Messenger RNA from Perognathus longimembris pacificus (Pacific pocket mouse), 2374 nucleotides. It is a transcript of the gene Slc10a7, whose product is annotated as solute carrier family 10 member 7. The record is from RefSeq and is a predicted model, not a curated record. The transcript is spliced from 12 exons. Gene Ontology annotation, cellular component: plasma membrane. The coding region runs from base 30 to 1052 and encodes 340 amino acids. NCBI's taxonomy places the organism in Eukaryota, Metazoa, Chordata, Mammalia, Rodentia, Heteromyidae.
CCCGGAGCCCGCCCGCCCGCCGCGGCAGCAUGCGGCUGGCCGAGCGGCUGCGCAAGGACUGGUUCCUGGUGGGCAUCGUGGUGGCCAUCGCCGGCGCCAAGCUGCGGCCGUCGGUGGGCGUGCACGGGGGACCACUGAAGCCAGAAAUAACCGUAUCCUACAUUGCUGUUGCCACAAUAUUCUUUAACAGCGGACUGUCAUUGAAAACAGAGGAGCUGACCAGUGCUUUGGUGCAUUUAAAACUACAUCUCUUUAUUCAGAUCUUUACGCUUGCAUUCUUCCCAGCAACAAUAUGGCUCUUUCUUCAGAUUUUAUCAGUCACAACCAUCAAUGAAUGGCUUUUAAAAGGUUUGCAGACAGUAGGUUGCAUGCCUCCCCCUGUGUCUUCUGCAGUGAUUUUAACCAAGGCGGUUGGUGGAAAUGAGGCAGCUGCGAUAUUUAAUUCAGCCUUUGGAAGUUUUUUGGGCAUCGUUAUAACACCCUUGCUACUGCUGCUUUUUCUUGGGUCAUCCUCUUCCGUGCCCUUCACAUCUAUUUUCUCUCAGCUUUUUGUGACCGUUGUGGUUCCUCUCAUCAUUGGACAGAUUGUCCGAAGAUACAUCAAGGAUUGGCUCGAAAGGAAGAAGCCUCCAUUCGGUGCUGUCAGCAGCAGUGUGCUCCUCAUGAUCAUCUACACCACGUUCUGCGACACGUUCUCCAACCCGAACAUCGACCUGGACAAAUUCAGCCUCGUGCUCGUCCUGUUCAUCAUAGUUUCCAUCCAGCUGAGUUUCAUGCUGUUAACCUUCGUCUUUUCAACAAGGAAUAACUCGGGCUUCACACCAGCAGAUACGGUGGCUAUCAUUUUCUGUUCUACACACAAAUCCCUUACAUUGGGAAUUCCAAUGCUGAAGAUCGUGUUCGCCGGACACGAGCAUCUCUCCCUGAUAUCCGUGCCCCUGCUCAUCUACCACCCAGCUCAGAUCCUGCUGGGAAGCGUGUUGGUGCCAACAAUCAAGUCGUGGAUGGUGUCACGGCAGAAGGGAGUGAAGCUGACGCGGCCCACCGUGUAAGGAAGGACGCCCGCUCCCCGUGGCAGUGUACAUAUGUAGAGCGUCGUACAUUCACGCACUUCUGAACACUCGCACUCGUGAAUGUUCCUCGGAUGCAUAUUUUAUUUUUUUACGGAAGAAAAAAUAUUAUAUACCUGUUUAAGUGCCUUAAAAAAAAACUGUACUCCAUGAGAACGUUAAUUCCAAAACAUCCUGUUGUUUACUGCCAGCGGUGGUCGCAUAUUCUGGAUUUUUUUUUUUUUUUCCUAAAAGAAAAGAGUCCUAGGAAAGGGCGGACGCCCUCAGCUCCGCCCUGGCCCCCCGACGUCUGAAACGAGCUCAGGCCAUCAGGAAAACGCCCUCGGGUGACAGUGAGAAACUCCGAAGCCCACUCACGCACAUUUGGACCCACUGUGGGACUCUCUGGGUUUGUUGGUUUGUUUGUUUGCUUGUUUUCCUACAGUAUGACAAGCCUCCUGCCUACCCACGCGGCGGGGCCGGGGACGGAGUAAGACGCCGAGUCGCACCAGGUCCCCCCCCCUUCACUCAGUCACUUUUUUUUAGACAUUCCUUCAGCAAUCCUCCAGUCCCGUCCGCGAGGCCGCGGCGCCGUGUCUCAGAUGCGCGAGGAGCUGCUCCCGCGAGUCACGAGGGAAGCGCGGGGCAGCUCCAGGCGAGCCACCACCUCGGGUCCCGGGGCUCUCGUCAUCCUGUCUCAGUGCUCUGUGCCCAGCGCGAGCCCCCCGCAGCCCAGCGGGAGCGCGAGAAACGUCCCCGCGGGGUGGAGGCGGCGGGGAGGAGGGACGGAGCCUCUCCCAUGCCGUAACCCAGGCCCCUUGCCAAGGUGACCCCCGCCAGGGAGGGCCUGCCCGGCGCAGCCCUGAACGGAGCCCGCGUCAGGCCCCGGCCACAGUGUGUCCGCGAGAAGGUCUCAGAUAGAUGUGUGCAACCUCGUGGGAAAAGGGAAAGCACAUUGCUCUUGCGGAGCCAUGGAACACAGAUGUUACAACUCCACCCUUGGUCUAGACGGUUCAUCAGCCGGCACUGGUCCAGGAAGCACGGCACAUUUGCUUUCGCCGAGGCUGGGUGAAUUUGACUAGACCCAGGUAGAGAAGAGUACUCGGUUGAGCCACAGGACACGUUUUUGUUCUGUUGAUCGCGCACCAUCCUGUCUGUCACUCUGUCUCCCUACAUCCUCUGGUGGUUUGACAGUCUUAGCCUCCCGGUCUCACUGAGGCACACACUAUAUGGUCAGCAUGUAUGCCCACAAGUAGCAACGACAAAGAUCAUGAUCCCAGCUACUCAGGAGGCUGAGAUCUUGAGGACUGACCUUUGAAGCCAGC